This is a messenger RNA of Cygnus atratus (black swan), 2682 nucleotides long. RefSeq lists its product as uncharacterized. The record is from RefSeq and is a predicted model, not a curated record. Lineage: Eukaryota; Metazoa; Chordata; Aves; Anseriformes; Anatidae. The transcript has 4 exons. The coding region runs from base 301 to 1242 and encodes 313 amino acids.
CAGCUUGCAGGCGUGCGGGAAGCAAGAAGUCCCGGGGAGGGAAUGAAGGCUGAGAUGUGGAUGGGCAAGAACCACCCUGCUCCUUGCAGCAGCAGCAUGGCCCCAGGCUGCUCCAAAAACUUGGAUAACCCCUGGAUUUAAUUAUAGCAGAGCCUGGAUGAGAGGCCGCUCUGAUAGGAGGAGAAAGCAGCCUGCGUGGAGAAUGGCACCUUUACGAGGAUUUUGCACGGCUUAUUGGCCCCCGGUGCCCAGACGUACGUGGCUGGAGCAGCAUGCAGGUUUUCUUUUCCAGGUGACGGCAUGGGGACAUGCACAGCCAGCAGCGUGACCCUGGGGAGCCUUUUUUGCACUCUCAAAGGUGGACACAAAGCACCAAGAACGGCUGCUUUAAAUAGAGGCCAGGGGCAAAGCGGCCUUUUUCAGCUUCUAUUCAUGACAUUUACCAGCUGGAAACCGCGAGGCGAAGCCAGCGCCAUGCAAGCUGCCGGCUCAGCGCAGACCACCAGCGUGCCCACCGCAGACCACCGGCGAGCCUGCGGCCACGAGCCCAAAACCAAACAGCCCCGGGGGCGGCGGGGAGCUGGGUGCAGGGGGAGCAGCAGGGAGAGAGAAGUGCUCUGCAAACCCCAUCGGUUCCCCACAGACACAGAGGUGCAGAGGAGCGGGUUUCUCUGGGGGGACACACCGUCAUUACGGGGGUGUUGCUCGCAUGAGAUCCGACGCGGCCUCUUUCAUGUCAGAUCCAAUCUCCACCGACAAAAAUCGUCACUGAGCUCUUCGUGCCAGCUGAGGGGAGAGGAGAACGACAGGGGGAUGCAACAUAAACCCAGAAAGGGAAGCGAGUGGCCUCACACUCACUGGGCUGCCAUGGCUAUUAAUUCAGGGGAAGGUCUCAAAUCCUGGGAUUUUUUUUCCUGUCCUUGGGUGGAGAGGGGGAAAGAGCCCUUUGCUGGUGAAGAACAGUUGGGCUGUUUGGGGCAAAAAGUGAAUUAUUUUUUUUUUGCCCCUAAAUGUAAACCCUACAGCCCACUGCAGUCUGGAAGCCCCUGCCACUGCUGGCCUGGCCAGAGGCAGUGCCGAGCUCUUGGCUGGGGCAGAACCCUUGUCCGUUCGACUUGUUCCGAUAAAACCAUGGAAGGGGUUGGGUGGGAAGGACCUCAAAGCCCACCUGGUGCCACCCCCUGCCAUGGGCAGGGACCCCUCCCACCAGGCCAGGCUGCCCAAAUCCCAUCCAUGGCCUAGGGCACGGCCGGGGAUGGGGCACCCACAGCUCCUCUGGGUGCCUUGGUCAGGGCCUUGCCGCCCUCUGAGUGAAGAACUUCCCCUGAUGUCCAACCCAAAUCCACCCCCUCUUAGUUUGAAGCCAUUACCCUGCGACUCGCAGCAGGGACACGGGUGCUGGCACGGCUCUGCCCCGACGCUCCCACUGGCUCUGCCCUGGCUGCUCCCCACUGUGCCGGGGUCCCACGGCAAAGCUGGCAGAGCCUCGGGGGCUCUCCAGGAGCAGUUCUGCCAGGACAGUAUCGAUCUUUUUAUGACAGAAAUAUUUACCCCAGAAAUGGCUGGGUAAAUCAUCGAAGCGUUGGGAAGGGACAGCAGAUCUGCAGUGACUUUUGCUUUUCCUUUUUUCUUUCUAAAGAGCUCUCGAGUUGCUUAUCAGAGCAAGCUGCCACCAAACCAAGACCCUUUCCAGGUUUCCAGACGAUUUAUUGUGAUCCUGGGCCAGCACACGCUGGUUGCUGCUGCGUGUCACCCCGGUGCCAGGCUCCGAACCAAGCACAUCCUUUGGGCGUUACAAAUGUCACCCGCCUCUGGCUUUGCAUGGUAUAGACGUAAGGGAGAGCCAACGCUCUCAUUUUGAGUCCAGAUCAGAACACUGACAUCAAGAAGUACUUUUUUUUUUUUAUAUACCUACCUAUACAUGGGUGUGUUUCUGGGUCAGCGUGGGUUUCUGUUACCACUGUCAUGCAAGGGUAUGAAAGCAAUUUGCAAGUCUUAAGGCACCUUGUGAUGUCCACAAGCACUUCCGACACCGAUAACCACAUGUUAUUUCUUCCUAAUUCUGGCUUUUCAAUAGAAGUGGCAUAUUUUGACCUAUGUAAACAUUUUCCCCAAAAUAUUGGCAUUACUGCUAAAGGGUGGUUUUCAAAUAGCUACAAAAUAGGCUGCAAAUUUAUGAAAAAUUUGGGCUGAAACUCCAGCUUCAUUAAAUGUUGCUUUUAUGUAAAUGUUGCCCUGUGCAUAUGUCAGUAGCAGACAGAAUUUGUCUUAAAUGGUAAAGCUUUAUCAUAUUGGUAAACUCCAGGGAAAAAUACCCAUAGCAUGGCAUGAACUUGUCUGGAGACUGAAUUAAACCCCCAGACAAGGCAAUAUGGCUGGUCAAGGGAUUGACCCCUAUUUCAGGAGAAUCCUAAACCUGAAAAUUGAGCAAAUGGGUUAAAGCCCAGCAGAUAGGUCUCAGAGUCUCUAGAAAUUCAGAGUUUUGGAGUUCUGCAGAUGAGUUAUCCAGUUCUGCAAGAUUUUGCUUGUGGCUUUGCCAUACGGUGUUUUGCUCUGUGCUGCCGUGGGGUUUGCUGUGUUUUGGUGGGCAGGUGAGAUCUGUCCUUAGUUCUGGUGUCCGUGUGUCCGACAGCCAUCCAGGCUUACUGCUCUGCCAUGUGUGAGCCUGGUGUUGGGGUGAGA